AUGGCCAAGUAUCAAAUGAUGAUGGUAAAGUUUUCAGCAUCCUCUACAUUUCUCCUCUCCGCCGUCGUCUUGGCCGCCUUUGUGGUGCGGCCAGCGGCGGCCACCGACGCCACUGCCCGACAGUUCUGGACCCGGCCGGGCGGCAUCUUCUCCGGCCUCCGCCUGGCGGGCACCACCUGCACCACCGAUGACGGCGAAUCGGGUACCUGCUCAACGGAAGCGGACUGUCGGGAUCGACAAGGCUUCCCCGGUGGCGCCUGCGGCCGCAGCGGAAGUGGCCUCGUCUGCUGCAACAACAUCCGCCUCAGCUGCGGCGCAACGACGUCGAAGAAUGAGAGCUUCUUUGUGAAUCCAAACUACCCGAGCUACCUGAACAGCACCGCCACCUGUCAGAUUACCGUCGCCAGCAAUCCGGGCAUCUGUCAGAUCCGCCUCGACUUUGAAGAUUUUGAACUCGCCCAGCCCGAUGAGUUCGGUCGUUGCACCCAAGACAGCUUCAUGGUGCGAACCACAGUAGGCGAACGUCUGCCAAUGCUCUGCGGCGAGAACAAGGGCCAGCACAUGUACGUGGACAUGGGCCGAGGGUCAGCCAAUCCGGUGGUCCUUUCGGUAAUUACCAACGAACGGGAUGGCAUCAAUCGCAAGUGGAAGAUCAAGAUCAGCUUUGUGAAGUGCGACAACUACGUGAUGGCGCCGUCGGGCUGUUUGCAGUACUACCGAUCGCCUUCGGAUACAAUUCGAACGUUUAACUAUGGUGCCAAGAUCGACGGCAAAUCGCGCUACCUCUCCAACCUUCGCUACAGUGCCUGCAUUCGCGUGGAGGAGAACUUCUGCUCGAUCAAGUGGACCACCGAGUCGGCAGACAGCUUCAGCUGGGGCGUGGCCAAUGACCCGAUGUACAAUGCCCAGGGCAAUAACACCAAAAUGGGCCUGACGGGGGCGCAGUGCAACGACGACGACUACGUCGGCAUUGACCAGGGCUCGCAGGAGGGCAGCGGCGUCGGCGAGGACCGCUUCUGCGGCCAGAAACUAUUCUACAACAAUCUGGUCAUCUCUCGAAGCAAACCCUUCAUGUUGAAGGUUCGCUCCAACUCCGACCAGAGCGACAAUAACCGCUUUUCGCAGGCGGGCGCCGCGCUCACCUUCACCCAGCUUCCCUGUUCAGUUUGA
Molecule: messenger RNA, 1170 nt
Organism: Rhagoletis zephyria (snowberry fruit fly)
Lineage: Eukaryota; Metazoa; Arthropoda; Insecta; Diptera; Tephritidae
Source: RefSeq, a predicted model, not a curated record